AUGGUUAUGAGUGGGGAUAUUGGUGCUCUAUAUAAACUUGUGACUUCUUAUGUAGCAGAGCUAUUAAUUUGUUUGACUUUUCCGUUGGUCAUGGGAACAGGGUCAGUUACUGCUGUAGAAAGUGAAAGGAGGGCUCUGCAGUAUUUGGGAUUGGAUGCAGAAAAAAGCUCUGUUGGUUUUGAUGGAUUGAAGGUGAAUCUGAUUAUGAUAGACUAUUCAAUGCCAGAGAUGACAGGAUAUGAACUUCUCAAAAAGAUUAAGAGCUCAUCGAAUUUACGGGAAAUACCAGUGAUGAUUAUGUCAUCUGAGAAUGUUUUAGCUCAUAUCGAUAGGAUUGCACCUAAUUUAAUGUCUUCUGACGUGGGAAAAGUUGCUUCCAUGUUUCUUCCAGAUGGAACAAAGAAUAUUCCUACCAAAGCAAAGAAAAAUGUUAUUAGAAUUCUUACUAAAGCCCAGGUUGAUGCUGAGCUAGAACAGAUGAAGACCAUGAAUGCACAAGAGGCAGCUGCAGCACAAGCAGUCUCAGAGGCAGUCUGA
Molecule: messenger RNA, 537 nt
Organism: Fraxinus pennsylvanica
Lineage: Eukaryota; Viridiplantae; Streptophyta; Magnoliopsida; Lamiales; Oleaceae
Source: the annotation of a GenBank genome assembly